GUGACAUUUUACUCUCUCUGGGCGCAUCCACAUUACCUAACUUAUGUUACUUUAGCAUUGUUUUCGGAAAAACGUUUAUUAAUCAGCCAGUAAGACAGUUACAAGGUUAUGACCCCAAUCACACAAUGUUGUAUCACUCUGAAAAUAGAAAAUAUUCGUACAAGGCUUAUUAUUAUUACUUCCAUUUGAGUGAAGAAUGUUUAAAUGAAAUACAUACUACAUACUCCCCAAAUAUGCAUGCAGAAAAAUCCAUUUAAAACAAUAUUGCUAAUGCUAAUAAUAUUAAGCAUGAUCUCAGAAAUGCUUUUAAAUUUUUUUUUUUAUUUUAAGAAUGUAACUAAUAGGUGUGGUAUCCCCUGCAAACAGCCAUUUUUCAAGGAAGAGUGAAAAUGGAGCAACAACACAACUUUGAAACUGGAAAUUCUCCUUUGAUGCCCAGCAUGAAACGAGAAGUACCAUCUCCUGCACCCAGCCAUCUGUCUAUGAAGAGUGACUGGUCAAUGGACCCACCACUGCCGAACUUCCAAGAAGGAAAUUCUCCUGUUAUGCCCAGAAUGAAACAACAAGUACCAUCUCCUGCACCCAGCCAUCUGUCUAUGAAGAGUGACUGGUCAAUGGACCCACCACUGCCAAACUUCCAAGGAGGAAAUGUUCCUUUCAGAAUGAAACUUGGAGCAGGUUUACAAUCCCCUGCACCCAGCCAUCUGUCUAUGAAGACUGACUGGACAGUUUUGCCAAACUUCCAAGGAGGAAAUUCUCCUUUCAUGCCCAGCCUGUUAACAGAGGACCACUUCAGGUGCUCUGUGUGUGCAGACAUGCUGAAGAACCCCGUCUCCAUCCCCUGUGGACACAGUUACUGCAGGCAGUGCAUCACCUCAUGCUGGGCCCAGCCUAACCAUGCAGGACACUAUGCCUGUCCCCAGUGCUCACAGCCAUACAGCUCCUGUCCUGCACUUAACACAAACUCCAUUUUAGCAGAGGUGGUCCAGAAGCUCCAGCACUUCAGUCCUGUUCCUCCUGCUAACUGCUACGCUAGUCCUGGAGACGUGGCUUGUGAUUUCUGCACUGAGAAGAAACUCAGAGCUGUGAAGUCCUGUCUGACCUGCUCUGCAUCCUUCUGUGAAACUCAUGUCAGGCAGCACUACACAGUUCCAGCACUUCAGAAACACACACUGGUGGAACCUGAACACCAGGAGGAAAAACAUGAUUUUAAGACCGGGAACUUUAAAAAGGAUAUUGAACAAACAUAUGAGUACAUGUUUGAAAAGAAGGACAACAUAGACGAUCUGUUGAGUGGAAAGGACUGCACAAGGACUCGGAUCCAGGAGUGUGAACAACUGUAUGGUAACAUAUGUAUGAAUCUUUAUACAUUUGAUGACCUACUGAAGCAGCAGAUGCAGGAGAUGCAGAAACUGCAGGAGCUUCGAAAAUCAUCACAGAAGCAAACUCAGCAGAAUCUGUCGGAGCUGAAGGUAAAGUGGAAAGACCAGUGGCAGGUGACAAACAAGCAGCAGGACCAGCUGGUGCAGCAUUUCCAGGAGCAGAGAAAGGAGCUGAUGAAGCAGUGGCAAAAGCAGGUGGAGCGGUGGAAGCAGAAGUGGCAGGAGUUUUGGGAGCAGAUGGAGCAGGAGCCACAGAUGAAGCAGGAGCCACAUAUGGAGCAGGAGCCACAGAUGGAGCAGGAGCCACAGAUGAAGCAGAAAAAGCAUGUAAAGCAGAAGAAGCUGAAGAAGUUGAAGGUGAAGCAGGAGCAGCAGAUGAAGCAGGAGCAGAAUUAGCAAGGGCUGCUGAAGCAGUUGGAGGAGCCUGAAAGUUCCUGAAAUUGUUGUAGAAAUGUUGUGAAAUUGUUGCAGAUAUUCAAAUCUUUCAGCUGUUGCCAGUUAUCAACAACUGCUCAUACUGUAAGCAUGAUGGAUACAUCUACGCUGCCUUCAAUGUUUCUUUGAAGGCAGCUUUUUAUACUAAUAUUUGAUUUGGACAUCCCUUGAUGCUUUGCUGCACCCAAACACUGUCUUUCUAUUCUGGACACAGCAAUAGUAUAAUAUUGUAUUUACAAGAAGAGAAAUAAUACAGUACUGUAUAUCCCCAUGUCUUAAACCUCAGACACACCGAAAAUGAAGGGAAGUAAAGUAAUAUGCUAUUUGGUUUUAUGAAACGUUGUUGAUAUCUGAGCUGAACAGACAAUCAAUUUUUACCUCUCCUUUCCAUGUUCAAACCCAAGUUCCUGUGGCCAUUACUUACCUAAUGGUCAGGCAGUCAUGGGGUCAGACCUGGUUUUGUCGGUUAAAGUUUUUUUUUUUGCAGAAUCUAGUAGACUAUGGGUACCUCUUUAAGAUUCAAGAGGGUGCCCGGUAGGGAUGCACGGAUCCGAUAUUUGGAUCGGAUAUCGGCCCCGAUAUGAACAAAAUAGCUGGAUCGGGGAUCGGAAAAAAUGAGCAGAUCCAUGGCAUGGGCCGAUCCAAAUUUUAUUUUGUUUUUAAAAAAGGCUGAGCCAUGAUGCGCAACCAGCCAUUUAGCGCCGCUGUAGCAAACAGCUCACUGCUGCGGGUUAGAGUGUGCCUCACCUCACUGUGUGCUCCGAGUGUUUAAAUUCACGGAUGGGAUAAAUACAGAUACCAAGUGUAUGUCAUGGGAUCAAAAUAAUAUCUACACUAACCACCAUUUAUCAUAGAUUAAUUACGAUCUUCAUGCGUUUUGUUGCAUUUAGGCAACACGUUUAAUGUGUAACAGUCAACACAAAAUAGGCUACUCAAACUAAAAACAUUGUCAUUUUCAUAUUUGUAUAAACUGUUCUUGGUAUCAAGACAUGCAAAUGUUCAAGUUGGCUGUUAAAACUGAUAAAACUUACAACUCCAAGUACCGUUUACCACCAUUCAAACUCCGUGUGAACUAAUUAGUUUAUCGUGGAGAAACUGAGGGACCCUACCACUAUGAGUAAGAGGGUUUUGCGGGUGACACCAUUUUGGCAGGGGUGUUUCAAUGUAUGUCACUAAUAUGGGAUUUUUAUCUGCAAAAUUGUUUUGAUGGGAGAAAAUUAAGCAUAUGUUGAGUUUCAUGUCAGCUAGUUAGAUUUAUUAUUUAGUAAUAACUGUGAACUUGAAUUUGAAUGCUGUUCCACGUUGCUGCUGGUGCACAACUGUUUAUUUUUAAUACAUUUAAACUAGUAAUAUAAUCAAUAAUGAUGAUGAUGAUGAUGAUAAUAAUAAUAAUAAUACAUUACCUUUAUAUGCAAGUGUUAUUUUGUUAGAUUUUUUCUUAGGAAAGUAAUGUUUAGUUAGGGAAAGAAUGUUUUAGUCAAGCCUGAUGCCUUAAGUCUUUUCCACAUGGUGAGGUAUACAGUUUAUAAAUUAACAAUGAUAUCGGAUCGGUAUCGGAUAUCGACCGAUACGCAGAGCCCAGGCAUCGGUAUCGGUAUCGAGACUAAAAAAGUCGGAUCGGUGCAUCCCUAGUGCCCGGUGAUAUCCCGGGCACUAGGGAGAGACAAGAAGAUUUCCGUCUUCUCUCUUCGCUACCUCUCUCUAUCGCCCUGUUAGAAAGUAGUAGGCUACAUUUGGCCUGUCACGUUUAAUUGAUUUGGCCAAUCACAAUCAAGGCAUAUGACAUCCGCCUCCAACACAGAUGAACUUGUAACGGCAGUUUGAAAUUUGUGGCGGAAAGAAGUAGCCUAUUUCUACAAACAAGACUCACUUACAUUUGCGAGAAAAAAAUUCGGCAUGCGAACGAGGAUAACAAAACAGACGCACAUGUGCAAGUGCUUCUUGCAGCCCACAAUAGGCUACGUGCAGGAAAGGCUCUCUGUACGCUCGUGUGUUUCCGAUGGAGCCAGGUGUGUUUGAGCCUGCCGCUAUUGGUAAUGCAAUUACUGUCUACACCAGGGGUACUCAAUAGGCGGACUCCGAUCCGGAUCCGGACCCAAACGUAGUGACAUCCGGACCGAGCAAAAAUCGAGAUUUUUUUUUUUCAUAGUGAUCCAAGCGAGAUUUCAUUGGUUUGAUAUUUCUACCUGUGUUUCCGAUCACUCAUCUACUGUAGCUCGCGCCCAAUCCUAAUGUCCUAUCAGUGGUUGAAUAACUUACAUCACUAUGACAACUCUUGUAGCUGCGAGCGUCUGCGAGUGGCCUAUCGGUCCAUUCCAUUGGGCUCACCCACAGGACACCACCAGAAAGCUAGCGUAAGCCUAAAACAACGAUUUACGAGCGGUAUUUGUUUCUUUAGCAAGCCAAGCAAAUAUCACGGUGUGCUCCAAAAUUGACAAAAAGCGAAAGUUGGUUUCCGAAAAUCGUGAGUUCAGACAGAGUAGCCAACGUCAGGACUGGCAAAUAUGCAUUGCUGCAUGCGGGGAGCACGAACGAAACCAAUGUGUUUAAUCUCUAACUAGCACUCCAAGAGCGCAGACCUUCGCCAAGCGCCUCCUGGAUUCCAAAUGGUGAUCCUGAUCACUCUCAAAAUGUAAUUGUUUCUUCCUUAAGAAACAAGUUAUCUUGCUAACAAACAAACAGACAGACAGAAAACAUAACCUCCUUAAUUGACGGAGGUAGCCUAACAAACAAACCCUGAUGAAAACAUAACUGGCGGAGGUAAUGAGACAGUUGCACUUGUCAAAAGUAGAAACUUGAAACGUCAUUAUGAAACAAAGCAGAAUUAUCCACAAACCUUUUAUUUACUGCCUUUUUAUUUAGCCUACUUUUUUCUAAUUUUCGAAAUGCACUGUUCCGGACCCUGGAAAGAUUACAAAUUUGGGGAGUGGACCUUUUGAGUUUCUAAUUGAGUACCCCUGGUCUACACCGUUGGAUGCUGCACCUGGGAAUCAGCACGUUACGACAUGUCCAUAUACUUUUCUAUUUCCACAUAGAUUUUCAUGAUCCUACUACCUACCCCACAUAAUAAUAAUAAUAAUAAUAAUAAUAAUAAUCUUUAUUUAUAGAGCGCUUUUCUAAACAUAGUUUCAAAGUGCUUAACAUAUGAAAUAAUAAACAGAACAAAAAAUAACACAAAAAUGAAGUGACUAAAAACAAUACAAAUAAUACCAUAACAACAUUGGCAAGAAUGAAGAGAAAAUAAAAAGUUUAUAUUGAUAUUCAUGUAUAUACAUGAAAAUAACACAAAAUACAAACAUGCCUUGUUUUAUUGUUAUUAUUGUCAUGGUUAUUUGUUGUGGAGACUUCAAAUUGUGGGAAAACAUUAAUUAACUGCCGUAUUUGAAGAGGAAAUGGUGACUGAUACCAAGUGAAAAAGAUAAACAGUUUUUUUAAUACCCUAAAUAUCACACUUAAUGCACGUUUUUCCAAAAUUGAGGGCCCUUUCGAGUGUCAAGAGACAUUUAGUACAGACUUUAAAUUGUUUACACAUGCUUACUAUGAGUUGAUCUUCCACCCUAGACAAUUUGGGGAGGCUAGGGAACAUAUUUGUCAAGAUAUUAAUGCCCAGACAUGGCAUGUGUUUUUCAAGCUGUAAAAAUGAAAGAAUUUCAAGGUCUAAAAAAGAUAUGAAGACAGAUGAUUUCCACAGAAAUAUUUCACAGACCUUGGUUUUAGGACCCAUUGAUGAUAUACACAAAGUUUGAACAAAAUCUGAGACGGUGCAGCAACAAUCUUAUCUGAUUUGACACGGAAUGACCCAUAUGCUGUUCCUGACAUUUUUAUAGAAUGUUUAGUACCGAUAACGUAACAAUCUAGCGGGAAGAAGUUUGAUACUGAUAAGAUAUUUGAGGGAGCACUUAACAAACUACAGCAACGUCACCUCUCAACGUCAAGGUGCGGGAACAGAGCAUCACGGCCAUUAGCUGUUGACGAUUGUUAGCUGCUAAUCGAGUUAGCAGCUAAGUCAACUAUAAGUUCAUAUUGUUCAUUUCAUGUGCACAUAUCUCCCACCUGAUAAGUUUUAUCCAGCUACUCCUGCUAUUUUGGUCUUUCAGGAACCACUGAGGAGCAAAACAAACAGGCAUACUGAGUUUAGCACAAACUAACAUUAGCGAUCUUGCUUGCAAAGAUAGUGUUGAAAUUUGGAGGGACAAUGACAGUGAGGUGACUUAUGCGACAAAUGUAGUCUGUUAUCCAAACGUUAUUUUAACAGCAUUUAACUGGACAAUAUUUUUGCAUUAACAUUUCAUAUUUAGUUCCUAAAUCAGCAUAUGUAAUGCAGGUCAUACAAGGACUGGGAAAAGAAGAUAUCUAUCCCCUCUCAUGUUAAAAGAUUGAUGCUUAAGGUCCCAUGGGGAAAACGGAGGGGGAAAAAUCGGGGCGUGACUUACGAGCUCUAUGGACAGUGUGGUGGUUUUCAGAUUAUGUGAUGUUUUAGUCAGAAUUCACAGGAUGCAUUCAUGGUUCAUAAGCUUUAACAUUGGGCCUACUGCCCUUGAUCUUAGUGUGGUUCAUAGGCUUUAACAUGGGGCCUACUGCAUAUGUUCUUAUGUGUUCCUGUGUCUGACAUUUUUCUGCAAACACCAGCAUCAGCAUUGGCAUCUAUUUUGGCUGAAUGUGCUUUCUUCUAGACUAACUUAACUGAUCAUCUAAACAAACCAAAGAAUGAUAUGGGAUGAAACGCCAUAUUAGGGCUGAUCCUCAUGGUCAAGGGAGAGGAGGUGUCAUCCGCUGGCAGGGUCCGAGACAGGACAAUGUGAGGCACACUGUCCUAGGCAUCAGACAACUCGCCACACACCUAAUUCGGGCCACUUUGCAACAAUCAUCCAUAAUAGAGAUGUCAAGAAGGGAGUUGCCAAGAGAGAAUCUAUAUCAUCCCACUGACAUAUCAAAAGCAAAGAAAACACAAAAAAAUUGUAUAAACUUUAUUAUACGCUGAUUGGCUAAAAGAAUAUGGGGUGAUGCGACCGGGGACGCCAAGAAAUGUGUUUCAGGUAUAUAAGAUUAGACCCCCGCCAUCACUGGUAGGACGUUCAUCAGGAUGGCCAGCGGAUGACACCUCACCUUCUCCCUAUUGUCUUGACUAUCAGCCUGAAACUUUGUUUUCGCUGUAAUAUCAUUGCAAUAUGGGGAAUAAAGAUCAACAGUCU
Sardina pilchardus (European sardine) is the source of this 7009-nucleotide messenger RNA. Its product is annotated as E3 ubiquitin/ISG15 ligase TRIM25-like. The transcript is spliced from 6 exons. The coding region runs from base 390 to 1778 and encodes 462 amino acids. The record is from RefSeq and is a predicted model, not a curated record. NCBI's taxonomy places the organism in Eukaryota, Metazoa, Chordata, Actinopteri, Clupeiformes, Clupeidae.